CUCUGACAGUCGGGGCUUGUCUCAUCACAACAUCAUCAGGGCGUUUCAGCCAGUGUUCACACACACACAGUAGCAGCCCCCUUAUCUUGGAAUUGGCCCACCCUGAAUGGGACAACAGUUCCUUGCCAUAAAGACGACAUGAAAUGUUGAUCUGGUAAAAAUGAAUAAACCCAAAAUGGCCACGGAGAAAGGUGUUCCCAGUAACUCCAGGGUACUGAUGCUCCUGGGCCAACUGGAGAGGAUGAGUGGAGAGGCCAUGGUGAAGGAUGUCGAAACAGCACGGCAGGUCACUGCAAAGAUACUUCAUCUCAUACAGACGCAGGAGAAGAGCGGAAAAGAGGUGAUGUCCAAAGGCUCCAGUGGCAUGGAGGUCAUCCUGGCUUCACUGGAGAACACCCGGGAUGUCCAGACCACCCUGAACAUCCUGUACAUUCUCAGUGAGCUGCUGACUGUCGGCAGAGGGCGCAGGGUGGGAGUAUUUGUGUCUAAAGGAGGAACAGGAAUAUUAUUCCAGAUUUUGAUCACUGCCAGUAAAGAGUUGCCUCCCAGUGAGGAACUCAUGCUGCAGCUUCACUCACUACUGGCCAAGGUUGGCCCGAAAGACAGAAAGUUUGGAGUGAAGGCACGCUUGAGUGGAGCUCUGAACGUCACUGUCAACUUAAUGAAACAGAACCUACAGAAUACCAAACUGCUUCUGCCCUGUCUGCAGGUUCUCAGGGUUUACUCUACCAACUCGGUGAAUGCUAUUUCUUUGGGCAAGAAUGGAGUGGUGGAGGUCAUGUUCAAGAUUGUUGCGCCAUACAGCAAGAAGAACACCAGCCUGCUCAAGGUAGCUCUGGACGCACUAGCAGCACUGCUCAAAUCCAAAACGAAUGCUCGCCGCGCAGUGGACGGCAGACAUGUGCCGGUCCUGCUUGCUCUGUACCUGGAUUGGCAUCGCAAUGACACACGGCAUCGCCAUAUGCUGAUUCGCAAAGGGUUGCUGGUCUGCCUCAGGAACAUUACCAACAUCAAACUUGGCAGGAAGGCGUUCAUAGAGGCUGAUGGCAUGAGGAUCCUCUACAACUCCUCCACUGAGUGUCUCCCCGUGCGGACUCUGGAUCCUCUGGUCAACACUUCAAGUCUCAUCAUGAGGAAGUGUUUUCCUAAGAACCGUCUGCCUCUGCCCACCAUCAAGUCAGCCUUCCACUACCAGCUGCCGCACAUACCUGCUGCAGGACCUGUGGCUCAGCUGUACAGCCAACCCGCUGAGGUGGAUGAUGUAGUGGAUGAAAGUGAUGAUAAUGAUGAGACAGAGGCAGACACUGAGAACGAUACUGAGAAUGAAGAGGACGAGAAGGAUCAUCGCACUGCGAAUGAUGACAUAGAGACUGACCUAAACAAGCUGCAUCCCAAAAAGAGCCCCAGUCGUCCAUUCGAGGAGUUGAGAGUGUAUGAGAGAUUCUUCCUGGAGCUAUCUGAAGACUUUCAGGGGUAUAACUUUGAAUGCUCAAAGAGUGCCUCUACCACCUCUUCAUCAUCAUCCUUCUUCUCAUCAUCAGCCUCAAGUCGAUCCACUCGGCCAAUCAUAGUGCCCACAGCUCAAGCCCUGUCCCCUAAACAUGUCCCUAUACCGAGUUCUCAGGAGGUUUUCAACCCUACCAAAGAACAACACACUCAGCCGUCUCCCUCUGCUCCCAAUCCCUCUCCCCCUGCUCCUCUGACGAGUCUCGAGCUGGACACCAUCCACCUCACCAAGGACCAAGACAAAAAAGAGGAGGCCCACAUUCCUUCCCCAGAUGGACAUGCGACCUUGUCCUCCCUCACCAGGCCUCCUUCUCAAGGGCAGAGGAUAGAACAGGAACUAGCACACGUGUUGGAAUGUGUCUCCCUAGAAGAGGAGGGGUCUCUGAAUGCAGAGGAGGGAUUACGGGGAGUCAAACAGGAAGGCUCUCCAGUCAAUGCCACAAGACACAUACAGUCUCCUCUGCUCUUGGGAGGUAUUGCGACACGUCGCAUGGGAGGAGGAGGAGGAGGAGGAGGAGGAGGAGGAGGAGGCGGCGGCGGCGGCGGCGGCAGUAACUGGGGUUCAGACUGUGGCUCAGAGGGUGCUGAUGACGAAGGUGGGGAAGGAGCAGUUCUGGAGGUGCCAGACACAGCGCUGCUCCUCUCACUGCAUGACCCUGAUCUGUACGUGGAGAUGGUGAAGGGAACACACUCUGUACCCCAGUAUGCUGAAGUGGCUUACCCAGACUACUUUGGCCAUGUAGCCCCAACAUUUAGGGAACCACUUCUGGAGAGAGUUUAUGGUGUACAGAGGUCUAAGAUAUUCCAGGACAUUGAAAGGUUGAUUCAUCCUAAUGAUAUCCUGGAUAAAGUUGUUUAUGACCUUGACAUUCCCAGUUGUCCUGUGAUUGAAGACGAUGGCGAAUCACUGAAGUUUAACUCACAGUUUGAGUCUGGCAACCUCAGGAAGGCAGUUCAAGUUAGGAAAUACGAGUAUGACCUUGUGCUGAAUUCAGACAUCAACAGUAAUCACUACCACCAGUGGUUCUACUUUGAAGUGAGCGGCAUGCGCGUUGGCACCACCUACCGUUUCAACAUCAUCAACUGUGAGAAGUCAAACAGCCAGUUUAACUACGGCAUGCAGGUGCUGAUGUACUCUGUGCAGGAGGCGAUCAGUGGCAGACCUCGCUGGGUCAGAACGGGAGCAGACAUCUGCUACUACAAGAAUCAUUUUGCGAGGAGCUCCAUUGCAGCUGGAGGUCAGAAAGGAAAGUCCUAUUAUACACUGACCUUCAGCACAAGCUUUAGCCAUAAGGAUGAUGUCUGCUACUUUGCCUAUCAUUACCCUUAUACAUACUCCACUCUUAAGAUGCACCUGUCCAAACUGGAGGAUUUGAGGACCCCUCAGAUCUAUCUGAGGCAGGAUGUCUUAUGCGAAACCCUGGGGGGAAAUAGCUGCCCUCUCCUAACCAUCACUGCCAUGCCGGAGUCAAACUCCAAUGAUCACAUCUGUCAAUUUAGGAAUCGUCCAUUGAUCUUCCUGUCGGCCAGAGUGCACCCUGGAGAGACCAAUGCGAGCUGGGUAAUGAAGGGCACGCUGGAGUUCCUGAUGGGCACCAGCCCGCUGGCAGCCAGCCUGAGAGAGGCCUACAUCUUCAAGAUAGUCCCCAUGCUCAACCCUGAUGGAGUUGUAAAUGGAAAUCAUCGUUGUUCUCUGAGUGGAGAGGAUUUGAAUCGCCAGUGGCAGAACCCCAAUCCUGAGCUCCACCCUACCAUCUACCACACUAAGAGCCUGCUGCAGUACCUUGCACACAUACAAAGGGCACCACUGGUUUUCUGCGACUACCACGGUCAUUCCAGGAAGAAGAAUGUGUUUAUGUACGGAUGUAGCGUGAAGGAGACAGUCUGGCAGUCCAAUAUCAGUGCUACAUCUAGCGACCUACAGGAGGACCUUGGAUACAGGGCACUUCCAAAGAUCCUCUCUCAGAUCGCCCCGGCCUUCAGCAUGGGGAGCUGCAGUUUUGUGGUGGAGCGCUCGAAAGAGUCGACCGCCCGCGUUGUUGUAUGGAGAGAGAUAGGAGUACAACGCAGCUACACCAUGGAGAGCACACUCUGUGGUUGUGACCAGGGCAAAUACAAGGGUCUUCAGAUUGGCACCAGAGAGCUGGAGGAGAUGGGAGCUCAGUUCUGUGUGGCCCUGCUGAGGCUGAAGAGGCUGACAGGACUCCGCAAUCACCAACACUUGCUGGAUUUGGAGAGCGACAUCAUUGGGACGCAGUCUAAAGUGGUCAGCUGCUCCACUACCUAUGUGAUGGAAGAGGACGAGCCCUCCUUUCUGGAGGCGAUAGACUACAGCGCAGAGAGCAACGAUGAGGACGUCGAGCAUGAGAACGAGCUCGGCGUCGAAGUCCACAAGAAUCCCGAUCACCUCGAUCAGCUGUCGGACUCUGAGACGAAUCACAGGGACUAACGCUGAGGCAUCCAUCUCCUCUACUACACCUGGCAGUUUGAGCUUAUAACCAGCCAGUGCUUGGAUUGUUAGCUGAUCUCAAAUACACACAAAAAAAAUCACUGGUUCAAUAUUCAGAACCCUCACUUCUCACUUUGAUCGGUGAAUAGAUAGCUUAGAUUUACACUUGGCCCUAUUGUGUACACACCUAAUGAUAGUAUGUAGGCUACACUGGCACCAUUCAGGUGCUGUUUUCGCAGAUGGAUUGAUUUUGUUGGCCCGCUGGAGGCGACCGUGUUGCUCCUAAAGGUGCUGUUUGCCUUCCCCUUCAGACAGGGUGAUAUAAGCCCUCAGUAAGAAUUAGGAUGGAUUUCAAUGAAUGUUCUCACCUUUCCCGUCAUACUAUAACCUUCAUGAACUGUAACCCCUGACCUCAGACACCAUAUAGCCUCUGAGAUUCACAUAUAGCUAGCCAGAGCAGCAGACAGCAGGCACCGCUGAUCCUUAACUUGAACCCUUGUCCACUCGCUCAUUUUUCACAGCCGAUCUUACAGUGAAGCUGUGGUAGUGUAACAGAGCCAGUGGCUUCUGUAGGUACUGUUUUGGAACUCUCUGUGACACUGUGUUUGAUUAAAACACACUUGAUGAUUGCGGGAAACUGGAUCUCCCACACCGACCAGCUUAGAGAUCCAACCAACCUGCCUUCUUACCCACUUCCCUUCUUUUCUUCAGCCUCAUCCUGCACUUUAACUUUUUACUCCUUUUGUUGGUUUGGGCUUUCCCUUUGUCCUUCCUUCCUUCAACCCUUGCUUACUUCCUGACAAGCCAAGGUACUGGUGUCUUAAUGGCAUGCAGGGAUAACCAAACAGCUCUCUGUGUUAGUUUAGCUGCUGGUCAACACGUUGAUCAGUAAGUAACCCAUGUAGAAAAGCCUACUCAGAUGUGACUUCACUCGAGUUAUGACCUCACUCCCUUUCCUCCAUAACCCAUCCCUCUUUGGUCACAGCCUGCUUGGUCCGACAACCCAGGUGCUGUUUGCCUUGCUUUAUCCAAAACCGAAACUAUUUAUAUCACUCAAAGGUAGAAUGUUCACGUCUUUAUUAAGACAAACCUUGUACAGUCUAUGAAAUGCAGAUAUAAACACACACCACAAAGUAACUAACACAGGUUUGGUUUGAGUUUCUUGGUCAUGCACAGCAGUAAAAUAUAAAGACGGAAUGUAAAAUAUCCACAUGCACUGUUUUCAUGAUUUUUAAUAUAGACAGUAUUAUAAUGUCAGACAAAGCAGUGAUGAACAAGACGCAUGAGCUGCAGAGAGCAGAAGACCCUUUUGCACUUUGGAUAAACACUAUACAUACCAAACAAAGGCAGAAACAAACUACUCAGAAAAAUAUCACCUAACAACGUCACAGUUUGCAAACCUCAACUUCAGUCUCCUCAUUAGUUUUUUAAGUUCUCAGAGCCCAGCCUAAAGCUGAUGGUUACGUUGCUGUGAUGUUUUAAGAAUUAUACUGGAAUUUUCUUUUCUUGGUGUCCUUUCCUCCAGUCUGUGUGGACAUUUUGCAAAUUUGCAUAGGAGAGACCCAUGCAUAAAAACAGAUGGUGCUUUGUAUUGAGAGUAUAAAGUAGUUUCUUUUCUUUUCCUUUUUCUUUUUUUUCCUCUUUUCCUGAUCAUGGAGAUGAUGUUGCGUUUCUGUUAUAAUUGUACAGCUAGUGCAUGGCUAGUUUCUGUUGUUUUUAUUUUAUAAUUUAUUAAGCGUUGUUUCUGGGAUGCAACCUGUAUGUAUAUGAGGCAUUUUGAGUGCAUGUGUAACUGUGUGUGUGUGUAAGAGUUUAAGUUAUUCCAUUAUUCAGCUCAGCUAAUGCUCUUACAGUGUGUUUCUUCUUUCAAUUUGAUUAUCCCUCUCAUUCUCCUUCACUCUCUCCAAUCAUCUUCUCUCUCUCUUCUUCCCUCUAAACCUCUUUCAUUCCUCUUUUUCUGUCUUUCUCUCGACGCUGCCUCCUCUUCAGAUUUUACUACAACAAACCCAGGGAGAUCAUAGCUCUGGGUGUGUGUGUGUGUGUGUGUGUGUGUAAAGGAUAUAUGAUGUGUAAUGUAUGUGAAACAUAUCCUUGUUUGUUUGUUUAUGUCGUCACAGUGCUGGGCUACUUUAGUUUUAUAUUUCUUUGGAGGUACACAAGCGGAAAUAGCAACUCAUUUUAAGUUGAUUGUAACGCAGAAAAUUAAAGCUAAGAGUAAGGACAUGGGAAAUAAAAUGUGAAUGUGGUAAA
This is a messenger RNA of Lates calcarifer (barramundi perch), 6205 nucleotides long. It is a transcript of the gene agtpbp1, whose product is annotated as ATP/GTP binding carboxypeptidase 1. The record is from RefSeq and is a predicted model, not a curated record. Gene Ontology annotation, biological process: proteolysis; C-terminal protein deglutamylation; protein side chain deglutamylation. Lineage: Eukaryota; Metazoa; Chordata; Actinopteri; Centropomidae. Gene Ontology annotation, molecular function: zinc ion binding; metallocarboxypeptidase activity.